AGGAAGCUACUGUUGUACGCCACCACAGCACACUUGCAGCAGAACGGAGCAGCAGAUCUGGGCAGGAAGCGGAUAGAGACCGAAGGAUGGGUCGUCAGCUCCUGGCCUUCUGCCUGGCGAUGAUCGGUUUCCUGGGCACGGGGCUGAUCUGCGCGCUGCCCAUGUGGAAGGUGACGGCCUUUGUGGGCGCCAACAUCGUGACGUCACAGGUCUUCUGGGAGGGCCUGUGGAUGAACUGCGUGCUGCAGAGCACGGGCCAGAUGCAGUGCAAGGCCUACGACUCGCUGCUCGCCCUGCCCCAGGACCUGCAGGCCUCCAGAGCCCUGGUCUGCGUCUCCCUCGCCGUGUCCGCGGUGGCCAUAUGCCUGACCCUGCUCGGCGUCGAGUGCACCAACUUCUUCCGGCACGACCGCGUGACCAAGGACCAGCUGGGGCUGUCGGCCGGCAUAGUCUUCAUGGUGGCCGGCGUGCUGUGCAUCGUGCCGGUCAGCUGGACGGCGCACGUCAUCAUCACGGAGUUCUACAACCCGCUGGCCACGGAGGGGCGCCGCGGCGAACUGGGCGCGUCCGUCUAUGUGGGAUGGGUGUCGGGGUUCCUGCUCUUCCUGGGCGGAGGGCUGUUCUGCAGCACCUACUCACACAGGUGUUGCUGAGCCAAUUAACCAUCUGGCCUACAGAUCAUAACGGACAAUUAAGCAAUAUGACGCGAGAGGGAGAGGGAGGGAGGGAGAGGGAGGGAGGAUGGACAGACGGACGGACAUUCUCCAGGGUGUGGUUCAGCCCUAGGCUCCAAACCAAAGGCUGAAAGUAGAAAAUGGCCUGUAGAACGUGUCUCGUCCAAUCAAAUAUCCCACAAUUUAUUGGCCGGAUCUAACUGUAUUGUAUAUUGAUCUACAUCUACUCACACACACAGGUGUUUUCGAACACCUGAACAACUGCCAACAGACUAAAACAGACAAUAGCCUACAGAAUUGGGACUCUACGCACCAUCCCUCACUCAGCUUGCAGGUGCAUCACAGUGGGACAGACAUCAUUGGAAAGGAGAAGCUGCAGUUUAGUUUUCAAGACUUUAUUUUGUGCAAACACCUGACUAGCGUUUCGGUGUUGCUACACCUUCUUCAGAGUCAAGAAGGUGUAGCAAAUCUGAAGAAGGUGUAUCAACACAGAAACACCAGGAUACUCCUGAGAAGCUGACUGGUAGCCUGAUUAUCAUCGACUUUCAAAUCUCUUCGAGACUUGGUCUGACCAAGAGCAUAACAAUUUAAAUUUCCCAAACGGCAUGGUUGACCUGACUCCCUUGAGUUUGCUACUGGUUGUUUGCUUACUGACAAAGUGGGAGGAGUUCCCGAUUUUUUGGGAGAUCAGAAACAAUAUUUACACUGCUCUUGGCCUGACUAGAAGCAGCACCGAAGGUGUUGCAUCACUAGGAGGGCAUUGCCUGGCUACUGCUGCUGUGGAUCAGAGCCAAAAGUCUGCAAGCAUCUGUGUCAACAUCUAAUAUGUGCCACAACCUCUGAAGGCAGAGGUCAGAAUGACUCGGAUACCAAAGCCUCUAUGAUGGUGCUGAUGCAGGUAAAGCUGAUGCUGGUCGGCAUGGAAACAGCACACUCAUCAUAAAGAUGGCUCCCCACCGUCCGGGAAAUGAAGGAUGGCUGCAGGUGACAUGGCUGUCAGCUCAAAAAGGACAAUUCUUACAUUGCUCAUUAAUCUACUAUGAAUUUUAUGUUGGAAUUUGACAAGACAAGAUAAAGCACUAUUUCUUCAUUCAGGGCUAAAAUGUACCAUGAUACAGUUUACUGUGAAGACUGAUGGGGGGCGGGGGGCCUGAUGUUCACUACAUAAUCAAACAUGGAAGAAACAAUGUCGCAAACAUGUAGUCUUUCACAUACAGUAUGAUGUUUACACAACUUGACUGUAACAUUGUUUGUACUUUUUGUGUGUAGGCCUAUAGUUUUUUUUUCUCUAGUGCUUACUCUAACUUUGAAUCAUGUUGCCAAAGUGCCACCGGCUGUUUAGCAGGGUCCAGAUUCUGCUCGUAGAGUCCAGUACAUGAUUCACACUUUUUUCCCCUUAAUUUUUAGCCAUAAGUGCCUUUUUGCUCAAAGGUUUAUAUGAAGUCAAAUGUGUAUAUGAAGUUAAGUGUGUCUUUUAUUGAUGUGAACUUGAAAAUGAAUGUAUUUCUACAUUUCUAAAUCAUUUGCACCUUUUUAAAUAUGUAUCUAUGUAUGUAUUUUUUCAACUUCAUGUAAGUAAUUAGCAAAUGCAGUUGUAAGCAGAAAUAAAAUCUUUUUUUAGGACCUCAUCAAAUGUUUGUGUGAAUAGUUUUUCAUUUUUUCCCAACAACUCUCGUGUCUUGCGCCAGGCAGAUAUCCCUGGACUUAACAAUUAU
Messenger RNA from Engraulis encrasicolus (European anchovy), 2389 nucleotides. Its product is annotated as claudin-4-like. The record is from RefSeq and is a predicted model, not a curated record. The transcript is spliced from 2 exons. Gene Ontology annotation, cellular component: bicellular tight junction; plasma membrane. NCBI's taxonomy places the organism in Eukaryota, Metazoa, Chordata, Actinopteri, Clupeiformes, Engraulidae. Bases 87 to 653 code for a protein of 188 amino acids. Gene Ontology annotation, molecular function: structural molecule activity. Gene Ontology annotation, biological process: cell adhesion; bicellular tight junction assembly.